This is a messenger RNA of Aethina tumida (small hive beetle), 2221 nucleotides long. RefSeq names its product N-acetylglucosamine-1-phosphotransferase subunits alpha/beta (gene Gnptab). Gene Ontology annotation, cellular component: Golgi apparatus. The coding region runs from base 257 to 2209 and encodes 650 amino acids. Gene Ontology annotation, molecular function: UDP-N-acetylglucosamine-lysosomal-enzyme N-acetylglucosaminephosphotransferase activity. Lineage: Eukaryota; Metazoa; Arthropoda; Insecta; Coleoptera; Nitidulidae. The transcript has 8 exons. Gene Ontology annotation, biological process: N-glycan processing to lysosome; carbohydrate phosphorylation. The record is from RefSeq and is a predicted model, not a curated record.
CAAUAAUAUCUCACCAUUAAGAUAAUUGUUUGUCUUCCCAUUCAUGAUAUUACUUUUAUUACCCCAGAUGUGAUUUUAAUGAUCUGCAACCUGCGUUGCCUACCCGGAAGGUUUUCUAAGAAUAUAACCUAGUAAAGUCUUCUUAAUGAAAAUGAAGCACAAAACUGCAUUUUUCGUGCGCUACAACGAGUGAAAUGAGCUGACAAUACAUAAAACCAAACCAUAAAACAACAGGCUUCCAAACUAUGCCGGCAAAAUGGUCCCUCAACUAAAGAAACUGAAAAUUUUCAAAUUAAUCCUUUGCUUGGUGUUUGUUUACAUUUCUUGUCUGUGCAUUAAGACGUUGUUCAACCACGCCAGUGAAGAGUGCGUGCCCGAGGAACCGAUUGAUGUCGUUUACACUUGGGUGAAUGGUUCAGACCCUUUGUUUUUGAAUAAUUUGAAACUAACUGGCAAUUUGUCGGAGUACGCGUAUCAAUUGAAUGCCAAACGUUACGACGAUAAGUACGAGCUGAAGUUUUCCCUGAGGUCAUUGGAGAAGUUUGCCCCAUGGGUAAACCAUGUGUACAUCGUAACCAACGGUCAAAUUCCGUAUUGGCUUAACUUGGAUUACAAGAAGGUGUCCAUAGUCACGCACAAGGAAAUAUUUCGUAGCUCCCACAAUUUACCGUCAUUUUCUAGUCCGGCCAUUGAGAGCAACCUACACAGGAUACCUGGCCUUUCGAAAAAAUUCAUUUACUUCAACGACGACAUUUUCCUGGGACGAAAGACUUACCGGGAGGAUUUCUACACCAAGAAUGGAGGGUACCAAAUCUACUUGUCCUACCCCAUUAGGAAGUGUUCUGAGGAGUGUUACUGGUCGUUUGUGGGUGAUGGAGAGUGUGACCGGGCCUGUUACAAGCCCAAGUGUCAAAUGGAUGGUGGUGACUGUGACUUCCAGCCACCCACAGCAGAGAAUUCUGAAGACGACGAAGAUGACGGCUUCAGUUCUUUAAAUAACAGUCGCAAAUACACCCUACUUGAACAACACUACAAAAAAAUCAGGGCACAAAUGAUGAAAGGGUUUAAUUCCACCACCAAUGAGUACAAAAAUGAAACCAGUGUUACAACUCUUCCCUCCACAACCACCAAAUACAGCAUUAAACGUUUACUGUUUGAAAAGCAGGGGGGUGUUGUUAAGGCUGUUGUUGAGUCCCACAAUAGGAAAAUUAUAAAGCAAUCGAAAAGGAGGAGCAAAAAGUACACAGUGCAAAAUUCGAAUGGGCAGGACACUUACAGCGAAUCUCUUCAACACACCCACAGGGUUUUUAACUCAAAAUACGGGUUUAAACCCAGAAAUGUACCCGCCCAUGCCCCAAUACUGAUUGACAAGGAUAUUAUGAGUGAUUUGCAGAGGGUGUUCAGCAAAGAAUUCUUUAGGACUGAGAUGAAUAAAAUCAGAGGCGUGGAUGAUAUGCAGUUCGGCUUCAGCUACUACUACUUUCUGAUGAACGAAAUGAACAAUCGGACGAUCGGACAAAUCUUCGACAUUAUUGAUACAGACGGAUCAGGGACGUGGAGCGAUAGAGAAAUUAGGACGUUGCUGACCAAAAUCUACGAGCUGCCCUUAAGCUACGGAAUCGUCGAUCAUUUCGAGACGAUGCUUUUAAAUUGCACCGAAAAGCUACAAGUACCUGAUGUAACAGUACCUCCCUUCGAAAGGUACAUCGACUCACGACUGCCCACCAUUUCGAAGGAACUGAUCACGCGAUGUCCGGAAAUAUCGAAAAUCCUGAGCCAACGAUUCGGGGAAGUCAACAAAUACCGAUACACGAUAGUGAAUCACGCCGAUACGGACCACGUGGCCUUCGUCAUGCUGCACUCGAACGUUACGGAAGUGGUGACGCACCUGGACGAGAUCCGCAAACGUCCAAAGAAGUUCAUCUGUCUGAACGACGACCUGAGUUGGAAGCAGAAGGAGGAGAACGAGCUAGUCAAGUCGAUACUCUACGAUUUUUACCUGUCCCUGUUUCCGCAUCCCAGCAAGUUCGAGCUGGCCGAGGAUUUCAGGAACAAGUUCACGUACACGGACGAGUUGGAACGUUGGAAGCGGCACAAUUUUUACGUGAACGUUGCCAUUUUGUGUGCCAUUUGCGUUCUGGUUUAUUUGAGCUGUUUGAACGCGUGUAAAAAGUUGCUGUGUAAUUAUGUUAAUAAAAUGUUUUGUUAAUAAAUUUUUUGG